Molecule: messenger RNA, 2541 nt
Organism: Puma concolor (puma)
Lineage: Eukaryota; Metazoa; Chordata; Mammalia; Carnivora; Felidae
Source: RefSeq, a predicted model, not a curated record
AUGGGGAUACAAGGAUUGCUGCAAUUUAUCAAAGAAGCUUCUGAACCAAUCCACGUGAGGAAGUAUAAAGGACAGGUAGUAGCUGUGGAUACAUAUUGCUGGCUUCACAAAGGAGCUAUUGCUUGUGCUGAAAAACUAGCCAAAGGUGAACCUACUGAUAAGUAUGUAGGAUUUUGUAUGAAAUUUGUAAAUAUGUUACUCUCUCAUGGGAUCAAGCCUAUUCUUGUAUUUGAUGGAUGUACUUUACCUUCUAAAAAGGAAGUGGAAAAGUCUAGAAGAGAAAGACGACAAGCCAAUCUUCUUAAGGGAAAGCAGCUUCUUCGUGAGGGGAAGGUUUCAGAAGCCAGAGAAUGUUUUACCCGUUCCAUCAAUAUCACACAUGUGAUGGCCCACAAAGUCAUUAAAGCUGCCCGGUCCCAGGGAGUGGAUUGUCUCGUGGCUCCAUACGAAGCAGACGCGCAGCUGGCCUAUCUUAACAAAGCUGGUAUUGUACAAGCCAUAAUCACAGAGGACUCUGAUCUCCUCGCUUUUGGCUGUAAAAAGGUGAUUUUAAAAAUGGACCAGUUUGGAAAUGGACUAGAAAUUGACCAGGCUCGGCUGGGAAUGUGCAGGCAGCUUGGGGACGUGUUCACCGAGGAGAAGUUCCGGUAUAUGUGCAUACUUUCAGGCUGUGACUACCUCUCCUCACUGCGUGGGAUCGGGUUAGCAAAGGCCUGCAAAGUGCUCAGACUAGCCAAUAAUCCGGAUAUUGUAAAGGUCAUCAAGAAAAUUGGACACUAUCUUAAGAUGAAUAUAACGGUACCAGAAGAUUACAUCAAAGGAUUUAUUCGGGCCAACAAUACCUUUCUUUAUCAGCUAGUUUUUGAUCCCAUCAAAAGGAAACUCAUCCCUCUGAAUGCAUAUGAAGACGACAUUGAUCCUGAAACACUGAGCUACGCUGGGCAGUAUUUUGAUGAUUCCAUAGCUCUUCAAAUAGCACUUGGAAAUAAAGAUAUAAAUACUUUUGAACAGAUCGAUAACUACAAUCCAGACAUUGCUACGCCUGCCCAGUCAAGAAGUCAUAGUUGGAAUGACAAAACAUGCCAGAAGUCAUCUAAUGUUAAUAGCAUUUGGCAUAGGAAUUAUUGCCCUAGAUUUGAACUGAAUAUUGCUUCAGAUGCUAUAAGAUUGAAGGAAAGUCCAAGUACUGUGGGCAUUGAACAAGUGAUCAGUGUUAAAGGAUUAAAUCUUCCAAGGAAGUCAUCCAUUGUGAAAAGACCAAGAAGUGAGGAGCUGUCAGAAGACGAUCUGUUGAGUCAGUAUUCCCUUUCAUUCACAAAGAAGACCAAGAAAAGUAACUGUGAAGCUCAUAAAUCAUUGAACUCUGAAAUGCUCAUGCCUGACCUGGUAGAUGGAACUACUGUUAAAAAAAACAUAAGCACACCACCUACGACAAGAAAUAAAUUUGCAGCAUUUUUACAGAGAAAAAAUGAAGAAAGUGGUGCGGUUGUGGUUCCAGGGACAAGAAGCAGGUUUUUUUGCAGUUCUCUGGAUUCUGCCAACUGUGUAUCAGCGAAAGCAGGCGGUGAGCCCCCAGAAAAAAGUGCUGUCACAGAUGAAGAGGCCAGUGUAGCUGAACCAGAUCAUCAGGAUGGCAAGAAGCUGACUGGUCCAGAUGGAGCACAUAAUUCAGAUGAUGAGGUUCCAUAUGAAACAUGUAAUUCAGGUGAUCAGGUUCCAGACAAUGCAACUAUGAUUGCUGACGACUCUCUAUGUUUGGAGACCAGCAAAUUCACAAGGACCAUCUCACCACCCACCCUGGGGACACUCAGAAAUUGUUUUAGCUGGUCUGGAAGUCUUGGAGAUUUUUCACGAACUUCAAGCCCCUCUCCAGGCGCAGCACUGCAGCAGUUCCGGAGAAGGACCGAUCCCCUCACUGCGGCACCGGACCAGAGGGAAGCGUCUGCUGUGUCCCAGUUAAAGAGUGAGGAGUCUGGUGAUGGAGCGCCUCCCGUGCGGGCAGCGGCUUGGUGUCCAAAGUCUCAAGGAAGCCCAGAACUGUCACCAGACAAUUUAAAUGUGUCAAAACUGUCUCAGCCUUCUAGUAAGGAUUCCGACUCAGAGGAAUCUGACUGCAAUAAUAAGUCAUUUGAGGAUCAAGGUACUCUGAAAUCCAAGCUACAUUUAUCUCAGUAUUCAAGAAAAGUCACACUUCUAAAAAACAAGAUUCCCGGGCUGUAUAAAUCUAGUUCUGUGGACAAUCUUUCUGCGACCAGGAUCAAGCCUCUAGUUCCAGCCCGAGCCAGUGGGCUCAGCAAGAAGCCAUCAAACAUCCAGAAGAGAAAUCAUCAUAAUGCAGAGAACAGGCCAGGAUUGCAGAUAAAAAUCAAUGAGCUCUGGAAAAAUUUUGGAUUUAAAAAAGAUUUUGAAAAGCUUCCUUCUUGUAAGAAGCCAGAUCCCCUGUCGCCAGUCAAAGAUAACAUCCAACUAACUCCAGAAGCAGAAGAGGAUAUAUUUAACAAAUCUGAAUGCAUGCGUGUUCAGAGAGCAAUAUUCCAAUAA